CCGCUCAAGAAACCGCGUGAUCACCACUCCGCAACCCUAACGUCCAACACCCACACACCACUUGUGAGGCAAGUGAACCUGCGAUCUCCGUGACAAGUUAGAGGGUCGACGGAGGAGGAGGAGGAGGAGGAGGAGGAGGAGAACGGAACAUUAGGUGGACGGAGAGGAAGAGGGAAUUGGUAAUGAGGAAGAGAGGGAAGAGAGCGGAUGAUGCUCCUAGGGGGAGCAGAAGGGUUACAGAAGUGUCAAGGGAGAGUGGGAAGCAAUCAAAGAGAAAAUCAAGGAUGCGAGGAAACCCGGGAAGCCGAUAAUAAGGAUGAUGUGGAAGGACAGGCGGUCGAGGAGGAGGAGGAGGAGGAGGAGGAGGAGGAGAACGAGAGAGAGGUAUCGACUGAAAGAGGUGAUCAAAGGGAAGAUGGAGGAGGGCGCCCUGAGUGUGCGCAGACCAGGAAGGGGGAAGAAGGGUUGGGGAAAGAUGAGGGAGGAAGAGGAGGGGAGGAAGAGAGGAUAAGGGGAAGAGAGGAGCGUGCAGAGGAAAUCGACGGGGGUAGAAAAGAGGUACUGGUAAUGGACGGUGACAGGGAGGAGUUGAAGGGGGGACCGCUGCGAGCCUCUGGUUCCAGAAAGGAGGUCGAGAAGGGUGGAGGGGUAGAAGAGAAGGAUUUGGGGAGGGUCAAAGGGGGGGGAGAGAAGAAGAAGAACCGUAAGCAAUAUGAGGCAAUCGGUAAACUGCCGAACUUGUUUGAAGGAGCCCUCGCGAUAGCGGCCGCCGAGAAGGCAGGAUUUCCUCUUGACGAGAAAAAGAUCCAUCCCUUGCUCAGGAGUAGGGAGGCUCGCGAGAAACUUAUUGCCAUCUCGCAGAGGACAAGAGAGUCCACGGGCCUCCACAUGGAAGAGGGACCGGUGUCGCUAGGGAGUGAGAAAGAUGGUUGGUGCGCGUUAUGUGGAGUGAGAAGUGGGUGGAUGAUGUGUGGUCGUUGUGAUGGACAAGGAGUUUAUCCAUCACUUCGUGGUCUUGCAGGAAUUGUGAAGAUUAGGGGUUCGGGGGGGGGGGGAGAGGACAAAGUGCCAACUGCUUGUGGGAGAGCUUGAGGACAGUUGGUGGCAGCAAUGUCGUCUAUUGCACCACGUAAGCGUGUCUUGGAGGUUUUCAAAUUUGGAUGUUAUCUCUCUAUUCCUGCGGCAAUGAUGAUGCUUUUCGCCUCUUCACCGGAGAAUUUGGAAAAGAUUAUUCGCAAUAGGAAGUACAUUGUUUACCCUCCGGAGGGCCCUCGUCCUCCGUCAGGGGAAGAAAUCCGGGAGAUGAAGAGGAAGAAAAAGGAGCAGCAGUGAGCAGGCGGCAGCCAGUGUGAAAGCAAGCGCCGGGUUUUUAGCAGGGGUCUGUAAUGAUGGGAUGGAGGAGAGGAGGUGGGUGAGAGUUCCACUGCCGAAACGAGGUACCCGGCUCUAAGCCCGCUGACAUCAAGGAUUAACGGCGCACCGAAGGUACCAGGACAAUCAGCGCAGAUGAACCUAGGGAACCAUCUCAGUGGCGCGAGCACCUCCUCUGCUCACAUCCUAUCGUGCUUGCCAAUUUCAGAAAUUUUUACGCAUGCUUGAAUUGAAGGUCUGUUAAGCGGAGUCGUUCACGGACGACCAUUGUUAGCAUUGGAAUGA
Molecule: messenger RNA, 1656 nt
Organism: Chara braunii
Lineage: Eukaryota; Viridiplantae; Streptophyta; Charophyceae; Charales; Characeae
Source: the annotation of a GenBank genome assembly